AUGGAAGACAUUUCUAAAUUUCCCUAUUCACAUCAACCUGUAAGAUCCAUUAGUUUUCCCACUAGAGUACACCCCAUUUCUCAGAGAGUAGAAGCACUCCUAAACCACCUAAAACAUCAUCAUUCUCAACCUGCCUCAAGCACUACGGAUUUGGAGGCAGAAACUAUUCAGAGUGACUUAGUUGUGCUUGCUGAGGUGUACAACUGCAUGGAGGAGCUCUUCCAUUCUCCACAGUCCCAACAAGCUCUUCUCCGCUACCAAGAUGGGAAACUAGUAGAAGAAGCAUUAUGUGGCUCAGUCACUUUGCUAGACACAUGUGAGACUGCAAGAGAUUUGUUAUUGGUUCUAAAGGAACACAUGCAAACACUUCAUUCAGCUGUACGUAGAAGAAAAGGAGAUUCAAACAUUGAAAGCAGCAUUUCUGCUUUUGAUAUCUUCAAGAAGAAGGCAAAGAAGACAAUUGCCAAACAACUUGGACAACUAAAGAGAAUGCACAAUAAGGUUAAUUCGUUUUCUUUACUGGGUCAAGAUCUACAACAAGCAUUUUUGGCUAGAGUUAUAAGAGAAUCAAGCACCAUAACCCUCUCCAUAUUACAUUCUCUAUUAGUAUUUCUGUCCAUGCCAACAUUUGGAACAAAAGGGCCCUCCUCCUUGAUCUCAAAGUUGAAGACUACUGUUUUGUUCUCUUCCCAGAAAGAACAGAAGAACACCAAUGGGGUUGCAGAUCUCAACAAUGUUCUGUACUCCCUUCUUGGAAGAGACAAAAACGGUGAUUCCAGUGGUGAAUUUCAAAGGGCACUAGGGGUGUUGGAGACACUAAAUGUUAAUAUUGAGGGUCUUGAGGGUGGAUUAGAUUGCAUAUUUAGAUGUUUAGUGAAACAUAGAGUAUCGUUUCUGAAUAUGCUAGCUAAUUGA
Molecule: messenger RNA, 915 nt
Organism: Sphenostylis stenocarpa
Lineage: Eukaryota; Viridiplantae; Streptophyta; Magnoliopsida; Fabales; Fabaceae
Source: the annotation of a GenBank genome assembly